Molecule: messenger RNA, 1306 nt
Organism: Zootermopsis nevadensis
Lineage: Eukaryota; Metazoa; Arthropoda; Insecta; Blattodea; Termopsidae
Product: larval cuticle protein A2B-like
Cellular component (GO): extracellular matrix
Source: RefSeq, a predicted model, not a curated record
AGGUCGCCCGAGAGAUCGUGUGUCCUGCCGCGGUAUAAAAGCUCCGUCCGGGCUUCACUUUCAUUGCACUUUCUUCGGGCUCAUCACUCAACUCUUCGUCAUGGAUCUUCUGCGAGUGGUUGUUCUCGGGAUGACGCUGGUUUCAGCGAGGGCUGGUGUCGUGCCAGCAGCUCCUCUAGCCGCCUUCCCUGCCCCCGCAGCUUACGCUGCUUUCCCCGCCCCCUUUACCGCCCCCGUCGCCGCGCCAGUGGCCGUCACCAAGUUGGACUACGCCGAUGCCUACCCCCAGUACCAGUUCGCGUACACAGUGCAGGACGCCCUGACCGGAGACUCGAAGGCGCAGGAGGAGACCCGAGACGGCGGCGUCGUGAAGGGCAGCUACAGUCUUAUCGAGCCAGACGGCGUCCGUCGGACGGUCAACUACUACGCAGACCCGGUGAACGGCUUCAAUGCCGUCGUGCAGCGGGACGUGCCGGUCGUCAAAGCGUUUCCCGCCGCCCCACUGUUGAAGGCUGCCCCUAUAUCUGCUUAUGCCGUGUAGAUCCUGCCCCGGUGUGUCCUGGUCUGUCCGGAGGCAAAGUAUCGCUCGCUGCGAAGGUCAGCGCCGUAUGUUCAACUGAUGGCAGUCUGUUUCUUUAACGCCCUGGAGCAUCUAAUUUAAGUAUUUUGUGUCAACAUGGCGGAAUUGUGUUAUUUUUCAUCAUACAAGCCUGCAUGCUGAUGGUCGUUACCAAAUGUGUACUCUUUUCAUUCUCUGCGUCUGCAUUUUUAAAACAAGGGAUGGUUGGUUUAUGUGCCGACUGACUUCCCGCGUACACGCUCAGCCGUCGCCGAAAUACCUCUGACUCCUGAUAAUUAUAAACUUUAUAUUGGCCUGUGUUUAUCAGAUUAAUCUUAUUUAAUUAAAAACAAUCCGGGUUUUAAAGAACUAUACUUCAGACUUCUCCCGUAAGUACAGGGUACUCGCGUUGAGCAAAGAACAGUUUUUUGGUCCUUGCGUUUUUCGUUAUCUCUCGUUUGCUCAGUUGUGGAGAUCACUUUGCGGGAUCUAAGGCAAAGUUAUAAUAUAUCUCACGGUUUGGACUGUGGCAAUGGAAACGCACGCAGCCCUGGCGUGUACACGGCCACCAGAGUCGGCAGAAUUACAUUGCAGCGCUGUACUUGUCGCCAAAAGGAACCAGGAUCACCACAAGCGACUCCCACGCCCAAGCCAACUGGCUACUGUUUGCUGAAGGCUCUCUCGUUUUGUUGAUUUUUAUACGUUAUCUCUGUCUUCUGUGUUUAAAUAAAACAGUAAUCACUGUCA